AUGGUUUAUGACUCCCUGGUGAACGCUUCGCUAGUAGUGGAAUGCACAAUGGCCAAAACCAAAAAUAUUCCUCCUGCUCCUCCGAAACCAGAUUUCGAUGCAUCUCGGGAGAAACUUCAGAAGCUAGGUGAAGGUGAAGGAUCUAUGACCAAGGAGGAGUUCACUAAGAUGAAACAGGAGCUGGAGGCUGAAUAUCUGGCCAUCUUCAAGAAGACCGUGGCAAUGCAUGAGGUCUUUCUGUGCCGUGUUGCUGCCCACCCGGUCCUGCGCAAAGACUUGAACUUUCAUGUUUUCUUAGAGUACAACCAAGACCUGAGUGUACGAGGGAAAAACAAGAAGGAAAAGCUGGAGGAUUUCUUCAAGAACGUGGUGAAGUCUGCAGAUGGGGUUCUUGUGGCUGGAGUGAAGGACCUCCUGUACAGACGAGGAAGAGCAUUAGUUGAUUAUGAGAACGCUAAUAAAGCUCUGGAUAAAGCCCGAGCUAAAAACAAGGACGUCCUUCAAGCAGAAACCACACAGCAAGUGUGCUGUCAGAAGUUUGAGAAAAUCUCUGAAUCUGCAAAACAAGAACUGAUAGAUUUCAAGACACGGCGAGUAGCAGCGUUCAGAAAGAACUUGGUGGAACUGGCCGAGCUGGAACUCAAACAUGCCAAGGGGAAUCUACAAUUGCUGCACAGCUGUCUGGGGGUCCUGAAAGGGGACACUUAGGUCCUGGAGCCAGGUUCUCCAUAUAGGGCUUUCCCUGCUUUGGUCUCGUCUUCAUUCGGAAGAUGGAGGAGAGAACAUACCUGGGGUCAGUUUGUCUAAAGAGACGUCUAUACUUGCCGCUACCAGAGACACCAUACUCCCUCCAUAACCCCCCCUAAAGUGAGGCAGUCCACUGUGGAAGAUCACCUGAUCCACACAGCACAAGAUAUACGACUUCAUUUAAUCACACAUUUUUAACUUUUAAUUGUUAAUUGUUUUCCAUGGGAUUCGCUACGUCAUUCUCGUUUCGGCACUUUUUGUCCCAUUUGUUUCGUUUCGCUUGCUUUUGUUUUCUCUGUUGUAAUCUUCGAAGUUAGUUUUGGUGAUCUGUGUGUGGAUGCUGCUCAGAUAUCUUGUUCAAGUUGAGCUGAUUGUUAUUACAAUUAAAGUGUAUGGUCACUCAAAGCCUUGUACAUGUGUUAGUUUUCAUCGUAUAGCUAUGGAUCAUCGUAAUCAGACUAAUUUUCUGCAAAGCAGUUUGUUUCUCUUUUUUUCAUUCCUAACAAAUAACGCUUCAGUAUGUUUGCCUUAAAAUGUAGAUUAAUAUGACAUUGU
This is a messenger RNA of Sinocyclocheilus grahami, 1302 nucleotides long. Its product is annotated as sorting nexin-6-like. The transcript is spliced from 7 exons. Gene Ontology annotation, molecular function: phosphatidylinositol binding. Gene Ontology annotation, cellular component: endosome. Lineage: Eukaryota; Metazoa; Chordata; Actinopteri; Cypriniformes; Cyprinidae. Bases 1 to 708 code for a protein of 235 amino acids. Gene Ontology annotation, biological process: retrograde transport, endosome to Golgi. The record is from RefSeq and is a predicted model, not a curated record.